This is a messenger RNA of Plasmodium cynomolgi strain B, 1314 nucleotides long. RefSeq lists its product as hypothetical. Lineage: Eukaryota; Apicomplexa; Aconoidasida; Haemosporida; Plasmodiidae. The record is from RefSeq and is a predicted model, not a curated record. The coding region runs from base 1 to 1314 and encodes 437 amino acids. The transcript has 2 exons. Gene Ontology annotation, cellular component: kinetochore; Ndc80 complex.
AUGAGCGGCGGGGGCGAGGCCGUGCCAAGACUCAGCUUUGAGGAGAUGAAGGGCGAGAUGAGCAAGUACGGCGUGGACAUAACACAGGGGACGCUAAAAAAUCCAACGACAGAAGAUAUGCAAGGAGUAUACAGCAUGUGCAUAAAACACAUACUCAACAAAGACAUUAACAACAUAAGAAUUGAAGAGUUCACAGGAGACUUAAAAAGCUCAAUGCCAUCCAUUGAUGGUAUCCAAAUUCUCCCCAACGAAGGAAAAAACCAUUUACAAGCUAUCGGAAAUUUACGUUUCAUCAGACAUUGUGAACAAAUUAAUAAAAUUUUAUGUGUAGAAAAUACACUCAGUUAUUUAUUCAAACCAGAAUAUAUAUACAUGGAUAAUGAUAUAAAAAUCAAAAAAAUCGAGGAUGGGAAAAGUGAAGACUUGAUAUUGGAUACAGAACUUAAAACAGUGAGAAAUGAAUUACAUUCUCUGAUGGAUAAAUAUGAACAAAUAAAAAAUAGCGUACUUAGUGAAAAAAAUAAAAAAAGAGAUUACGAGGAAGAAAUUAUCGAAAAUCAAAAUUUAUUAAAUGCUCAACAAAGUAUUAUCAUCUCGUUAAGGACAACGAAAGAUAAAAUUGUAAACGAAACGAAUGAAUUAAAAUUCCAAUUUUCUCGAUUUAGACAAAAAAAAGAAGACUUAGAGGAUCAAAUUGUACCAUCUCCAGAAAAGCUGCAAGAAUAUAAUCAAGAAUUAAAAAAUCUUUUACGAGAACAUGUAUCAUAUUUUGAUUUAGAUAAAAAAAAAAAUGAAGAAAUUAAAAAUAAAAUAAAUAUUGCUGAUUUAUGUUUAAAAAAACUGGUUGAACUGUUAACCUCUUUGACUAGCCAUUUUAACGAUACAAUAAAAUAUCACAUAGAAAAAAAGGAUGAAUUAAAAAAUUUGGAAAAAUAUAUGAAAACUCUGACAUCUGAUAGGGACGAUAUAGUCAUGAAGAAAAAAAAUCAGGUAAAGAUAUUGCAAGAUACGGAGCAGUACUUUGCUGAGCAGAAAGCAAAGUGGAAUGCCAAAAUCGAGGGAGAGGAGAAAAACGUCGUCGUGGUGGAGAAGAAGGUCAACGAAAUGUAUGAACAAAUCGACGAACUGAACAGAGAGGCUGACAGGGAGGCCCAAGAAAUUGACUCAAUCGUGAAGCUCAUUCAGGACACCCUGGACAGCUACAGCCGCAACUUCGCCGUCAUCGACGACUUGACCGAGCGCACACGCAGCUCGCACACGCUGCUGGCCGCCAAGGUCCGCAACCUCGUGCUGCCCUGCGCGGGGAAGUCCUAA